UCGGAGUGGAUUGACCACCGGGUCCGGAGGGUCCGAGCCAGGAGCGGAGCCUGCACCCUCCACCACCCGCCCUUCGGGAAAUAUCAGAACUGAGCCAAGAGGCAGGUGCAGUGGGAAAAAUGUAUCUGAGUCCCGCUUGACGAAAGAGAAACUGACUCACCAGCUUAGGGCCCGCAGGGUCAGCGGGCCUGAAGGGGGGCUGUGUCUGCCUGUGGUGCAGAGGGUUGGGUGGGCCGGUGUGAGCUGAGGUGGCCUCUGCCUGGAGAUUGGGCUCUCUGUUGUGUGUACACCUCUUGGCUCGGUUCCCCCGUGCUCCAUGACUCUCAUCUCCUGGCGUCUUCUCGUUGGUUUGGAAUUGCCCCUGUGGUUGGAGCCAUCUGAGUGUGUAGGGUCCAAGCCAAAGAGAAAGGGGAGGGGGCGCUGACCUGGGUCUGAAGAGGAGUCUGGGGUUUGGGGAGAUUCGCCUGAACUGCCUCCACCCCCUUGGUGCCAGUCAUCUUCAAGUAUAACAUGGGGGAGGAACACUAACAGAGGAGCCAUGGGCUUGUAAAUUCCCUGCCCAGCUUUGCCACUUGCUAGUUGUAAGACCUUGGGAAGGCUCUUCCUUUUGCUGAUUUCUCUUUGAGAAAAUCAGAACCCCAUAAAGAUAGUAAUAACGACUGUCAUUUGUUGUGUACUUACUUUGUGUCAAGCCGGGACACGUCCUGUUUAAUUCUCCCAACAGUUCUAGGGGUUAGGGAUCAUUAGUCCUGUUUUAUAAAUACGAAAACCAAAGCUCAGAGAGGACGUGUAAUUUGUGCAAGAUCACCCAGCUAAUAAGUGGCAGUGAUGGAAUUUCAUCCUAAGUCUAACUCCAGAACCUAUGGCCUUAACCACCAAGCUAACCAGCCUUUAGGGCACACUCCUCUGUGAGAGAAGAGGAAGGUGAGAAACCCAAGGCCCCAGCUCUCUGUUUUACCUUGCGGCCAGCAAAGACUCGCCCAGACCCAGCCCACACUGCUGUUGCCUCUGGGCCCCAGACUGGAGGGCCACUCAAAAAGUGGGCUCUGGCCCUUCCAAGCCUUCCAAGCUUUCCAAGUACAGUGCUUGGGUACUGGGCCCUGGGGUUGGCUUUCAUUGGUCUGUCCUCAAUGAGCAACCUCCGUCCUCAGUGAUGGACCAUGGGAGGCAGGGUCUCUUAAGCUCCACAGGCCUGGCUCCCCUGCAAGCUGGGGCAGUGAGGGGCAGUGACUUGAGACGGGCACAGUCAGUGCCUGGGGACGAGGGCUGUGCCAUGGGAAAGACAGGAGACUUGGAGUUCUGAAACUCUCUGAGCUCCGGGUUCCUCUUCUGUUACAGAGGUUGUUAAAACCUCUCGCAGGGAAAGCUGCUGCCGCUCACCCCGUGUCUUCUGGCCGCUUCUCUCUUUGCCGCCCCUCCCCACAAGCUCCCCCUCUCCGCCUCCUGGGGGCCAUCAUGAAUGGUGCCCCUUCCCCAGAGGAUGGGCCCUCGCCCUCCCCUCCCCCGUUACCCCCGCCGCCUCCCCCGAGUUGGCGGGAGUUCUGCGAGUCCCACGCCCGGGCGGCCGCCCUGGAUUUUGCCCGCCGUUUUCGCCUCUACCUGGCCUCUCACCCCCAGUACGCAGGGCCAGGGGCCGAGGCCGCCUUCUCCCGCCGUUUUGCCGAGCUCUUCCUGCAGCACUUUGAAGCGGAGGUGGCCCGGGCCUCCGGCUCCCUGUCGCCACCCCUCCUGGCUCCUCUGAGUCCUGGUGUGGAGGUCCCGCCACACGACCUGUCCCUUGAGAGCUGCAGGGCGGGCGGGCCCCUGGCUGUGCUGGGCCCUUCUCGAUCAUCUGAGGACCUGGCCGGCCCCCUCCCUUCCUCGGUCUCUUCCUCUUCUACGACCUCCUCGAAGCCGAAGCUCAAGAAGCGCUUCUCUCUCCGCUCAGUGGGUCGCUCGGUCCGCGGUUCGGUCCGCGGCAUCCUGCAGUGGCGGGGGACCGUUGACCCGCCCUCUCCAGCAGGGCCCCUGGAGACAGCUUCGGGGCCCCCAGCGUUAGGUGGGAACAGCAACUCCAACUCCUCUGGCGGGGCUGGGACUGUCAGCAGGGGACUGGUCAGCGACGGGACGUCCCCCGGGGACAGAUGGACUCACCGUUUCGAGAGGCUGAGACUCAGUCGGGGUGGGGGGUCCUUGAAGGAUGGUGCAGGCAUGGUGCAGCGGGAAGAGCUGUUGAGUUUCAUGGGGGCUGAAGAGGCUGCCCCUGACCCUGCAGGAGUGGGCCGGGGAGGAGGGGCAGCGGGGCCUACCUCAGGGGGAGGGGGUCAGCCUCAGUGGCAGAAGUGUCGCUUGCUGCUUCGAAGUGAAGGAGAAGGAGGAGGAAGUCGGCUGGAGUUCUUCGUACCCCCCAAGGCGUCUCGGCCUCGACUGAGCAUUCCCUGCUCCACCAUCACCGAUGUGCGGACGACCACAGCCCUGGAGAUGCCUGACCGGGAGAACACCUUUGUGGUUAAGGUGGAAGGCCCCUCGGAGUACAUCCUGGAGACAGCCGAUGCGCUACAUGUGAAGGCCUGGGUGUCUGACAUCCAAGAAUGCCUGAGCCCAGGACCCUACCCUGCUACCAGUCCCCGCCCCAUGACCCUCCCUCUGGCCCCCGGGACCUCCUUCCUGACAAGGGAGAAUACAGACAGCCUGGAGCCGCCCUGCCUGAACCACUCGGAGAGUCUGCCCAGCCAGGGCCUGCUGCUGGGACCCAGUGAGAGUAGCGACCGCCUUUCGCAGGGGGCCUACGGGGGCCUGUCAGACCGCCCCUCGGCAUCCAUCUCCCCCAGUUCCGCCUCCAUUGCCGCCUCCCAUUUUGACUCAAUGGAACUGCUUCCCCCAGAGUUGCCCCCACGGAUCCCCAUUGAAGAGGGACCCUCAGCAGGGACCGUUCAUCCCCUCGCAGCCCCUUACCCACCCCUGGACACUCCGGAAACAGCCACAGGGUCCUUACUGUUCCAAGGAGAGCCAGAGGGAGGCGAGGGGGACCAGCCCCUCUCAGGGUAUCCUUGGUUCCACGGGAUGCUCUCUCGACUCAAGGCCGCCCAGCUAGUGCUGGCUGGAGGCACUGGCUCCCACGGGGUUUUCCUGGUACGUCAGAGUGAGACAAGACGGGGUGAAUAUGUCCUCACUUUCAACUUCCAGGGCAAGGCCAAGCACCUGCGUCUGUCGCUGAAUGAGGAAGGUCAGUGCCGGGUCCAGCACCUGUGGUUCCAGUCCAUCUUUGAUAUGCUCGAGCAUUUCCGGAUGCACCCCAUUCCCCUGGAGUCUGGAGGCUCCAGUGACGUUGUCCUUGUCAGCUAUGUCGUGUCCUCCCAGCGACAGCAGGGUGAGCAGAGCAGGUCUGCAGGGGAGGAGGUGCCCGUGCACCCAAGAAGUGAGGAGGCCGGGAGCAGGCCGGGAGCCAUGCAGGGGUGUGCGAGGGAGAUCGAUGCUACCCCGAUGCCUCCUCCACCCUCAUGCCCUUCGGAGCGAGUGACUGUGUAACCGAGCACCUCCCAUGACCCACCCCAGCCCCCUGAACCCCCUUCAUGGACAGAUCCCCCACAUCCUGGGGCAGAAGAGGCGUCGGGGGCGCCAGAAGUGGCGGCAGCAGCAGCCGCAGCAGCCAAAGAGAGGCAAG
This is a messenger RNA of Budorcas taxicolor (takin), 3643 nucleotides long. RefSeq names its product SH2B adaptor protein 1 (gene SH2B1). The transcript is spliced from 10 exons. Gene Ontology annotation, cellular component: plasma membrane. The record is from RefSeq and is a predicted model, not a curated record. Gene Ontology annotation, biological process: intracellular signal transduction. Lineage: Eukaryota; Metazoa; Chordata; Mammalia; Artiodactyla; Bovidae. The coding region runs from base 1456 to 3507 and encodes 683 amino acids. Gene Ontology annotation, molecular function: transmembrane receptor protein tyrosine kinase adaptor activity.